AAAAAAACCACAGGAUAUGAAAACUCAUAUUCCUUAAGUAUUAGUCACAAAGAACACGGCUAGUUUUCUGCUUUCCCUUAUCCUUCUGAAUUAAAUAAGGAACUUAAUUCAUUACAUCUAAACGCCAUGUAAUUGACCUCUGCCCUCACCGGGUAUUCCAGGGAAAUCAUUCCUGCUCCUAGACCGCUGCAGCCGAGAACUGUCCUUGGUGUGGAGCUGCUUCUUAAACCUCCUUUCCUUUUUCCCUGCCUAGGACCAGCAAUGCACCGGGAUGGCCACGGAGCAAUUGGGAAAUAAUUACAAAACACAUCUCUGGAAAAGAGAACGAGGAAGUGAAACCAGAGGACUCCGCCGCUCUUCGGGAAAGGGAAAAAUAAGUAAGAACCCCAUAGCAGAUGAUUAUUUUAUUGGCUGUGAAGAACCACGGACCCUUUGUGCCCUGAUGGGGGACUCGGGAUCCAGACGAGCGACUCUUGUGUCUCGGUUGCCAAUAUUCAGGAGAAGCGUUAGCCGGAGACACGACUCCCUGCCUUCCUCGCCUUCUUCUGCCAAUGCCAUUGGUGUCCACACCUCCUCUCCAUCCAGCACUAACUCCAGCUCAGGGAGCACAGGAAAGCGCCGGAGUAUUUUCCGCACUCCUUCCAUUAGCUUCCAUAACAAGAAAGGCAGUGAGCAGAAGCCUGACUCAGCGAGUCAGAAUGUUAACAUCUCAAAUGGUGCCCAGUCCUCUCUUAGCACUUUUCAAAAACUCAGCUUAGACGAGCACAUAAAAAGCAGAGGAAGGCAUUCAGUUGGCUUUGGCAGCUCCCGUAACAAGAAGAUAACAAGGUCUUUGACAGAUGAUUUUGAAAAGGGAAAGGAGCCCUCUGCUAAUAAGAAUGUCUUUAUCAAUUGCAUAAGCUCUGGGAAGAAUGAGGGUGACGAUUCGGGCUUUGCAGAAGAGCGAAGCCGAUAUUCCGUCAAACAGUCCACACGAAAACUUCUUACUAAAUCUUUUUCAUCACACUACAAAUUUUCCAAACCAGUUCCGGAGAGUCAGUCGGCUUCCUCCGUGCAGCAGCCCAGGUGCUUUCUGGAAGUUAAAUCCUACGUGGAGAGCGAACCUGUGAUGGCCAAGUCGUCUCCUCCAUGCUCGGCUGAGACGACGGAGUGCAUGGGCAGCUCCCUGCAGUCCCCGCUGCUCUCGGCUGACCUCACGGCUGCCCAGACCCCCUCGGACUUUGUCGCUCUGACCGAGGACUCUGUUUCAGAGGCUGAUGCCCUGCCCAGCAGUGGGCCUGGGACACUGCUUGCAGAGGAUUUUGGCCACGAUGUCUCUACCUCACAGAUCUUCUUUAAUCCUGCUGCUGCUCCUGCGAGGGAGACGGAUACUGUACAAAGCACUGGCCAUUCUGCUGGUGUAUCUCCUGUGAGUCAUGCAAGCUCGUGCAGCGUGGAAUCCAGUACCUUAUUCAGAACCUCAGUUCCUAAUCAAACAAAAGUGCUGUUGCAAGCCAAUGGACUACAUAUAAAUGAUGCCAGGCAUAUAGAAAAAAUUAACUCAGAAAAUGCACAUCUAGAAACCUUGAGGUUACAGUGUAGUGAAGAACCAGUGACACUCUCUCCAAAGGCACGGGCCUUAAGUGAGAGCAGAGAUGAAAGCAGUCCAUCCAAGCACAUGAGAGACGCAAUUCCUGUAGUGGAGUCGAAGUCUGUUCCAUGUUCUGAACCUCAGUCCCUUAAAACCCAACAGGGUUAUGAAUCAAACCAUCCUAAAGUUGAUCUUGCCAAUAGCCUGAGUCCGUACCGGGAAGGCAGAUUUGUUGAGAAACGGCUGAGGUCCUCUUCAGAAGGUACAGCUGGGGGCAGCCGGCUGAUCAUAAAACCAAGGGAUGGAAAUGCAGAAGAGCUGAACAGCCUAAGGAAGCAGAGAGCAAGCUCAUCCUCUUCCAAAAUGAACAGCAUGGAUGUUUUGAAUAACUUGGGCUCCUGUGAGUUGGAUGAAGAUGACCUAAUGCUUGACUUGGAGUUCCUGGAAGAGCAACAUCACCAUCGUUCUGUGUGCCGGGAAGACUCAUACCAGUCAAUAGUGUCAUGUGCUGCUGUAGUACUUACCCCUGUGGAGACAACAGUGGAUACAAGGAAAAAAGAGCAGAUGAUAAUGCCUGAUGUGUCCAAACAGAAUCUAUCCCUGAAGCUGUCGAAGGAGGUGGAGCAAGGAGAAGCCAGGUACCCUCGUGUCAGCCAGCUGGCUGGCAGCCCAUCUGUGGAGUGGCCUUUCACUGGUCUGGAAGAAGGUGGAGGCAUUGAGUCUCUGCCCUUCAGACUGAUGCUCCAAGACUGCACGGCUGUGAAGACAUUGCUUCUGAAAAUGAAGAGGGUUCUUCAAGAGGUAAUCACCCACUUAUUUGUCAGAUUAAUAUAUUUAAGCAUUAAUGAGCUAAGCAGCAGAAAAGGGUCAGCAAAGUUUAUGGACUUGAUGUCUUUUAAUAUGUCUUGA
Cyanistes caeruleus (blue tit) is the source of this 2479-nucleotide messenger RNA. The record is from RefSeq and is a predicted model, not a curated record. Lineage: Eukaryota; Metazoa; Chordata; Aves; Passeriformes; Paridae.